Messenger RNA from Cadophora gregata, 222 nucleotides. RefSeq lists its product as uncharacterized. The coding region runs from base 1 to 222 and encodes 73 amino acids. The record is from RefSeq and is a predicted model, not a curated record. NCBI's taxonomy places the organism in Eukaryota, Fungi, Ascomycota, Leotiomycetes, Helotiales, Ploettnerulaceae. The transcript has a single exon.
AUGGAUGUGGAGCAUGGUGGGUACUAUGGUGAUACAGAUUAUGAGGACACUGACGACGACGAAUACAAUGAAGAGGAGGAUGAAGAAGGAAAUUGGGAUGGGGAUAGUGAUAAGUACUUUUUUUGUAGCAGUGAUGGACAUCUUGGUAGCGAUAGUGAUGGAGGAUGUGAGAGCGGUUUAAUGGAGGCGGGUGAGCUUUAUCUGCCUCCGGAAAGGUAUUGA